Molecule: messenger RNA, 1308 nt
Organism: Pipra filicauda (Wire-tailed manakin)
Lineage: Eukaryota; Metazoa; Chordata; Aves; Passeriformes; Pipridae
Product: MAM domain-containing glycosylphosphatidylinositol anchor protein 2
Exons: 7
Coding region: 384-860 (158 amino acids)
Biological process (GO): nervous system development
Cellular component (GO): membrane
Source: RefSeq, a predicted model, not a curated record
UUCUCCUUUUGUUUUUUUAGGCUGGCCAGCAGCGUUGGUGGGAGCAGGAAAUCACCGUGAAUGGGAACAUCCAGAAGGGAGAACUGAUCACCUACAACCUCACCGAGCUCAUCAAGCCCGAGGCCUACGAAGUCAGGCUGACCCCCAUCACCAGAUUUGGGGAGGGGGACUCCACGAUUCGGGUCAUCAAAUACAGUGCUCCAGUGAAUCCUCACCUACGAGAGUUCCACUGUGGCUUCGAGGAUGGGAAUAUUUGCCUUUUCACCCAAGACGACACGGAUAACUUUGACUGGACUAAACAAAGCACUGCCACGAGGGACACCAAGUACACCCCAAACACGGGGCCCAACGCAGACAGGACGGGCUCCAAGGAAGGUUUCUACAUGUACAUCGAGACGUCCCGGCCCAGGCUGGAGGGGGAGAAGGCCAGACUGGUCAGUCCCGUGUUCAGCGUCGCUCCCAAAAAUCCCUACGGAGCCACCAACACGGCCUAUUGCUUCAGCUUCUACUAUCACAUGUAUGGACAGCACAUAGGAAGCCUGAAUGUUUACCUGAGGCUGAAAGGUCAGACUGCAAUAGAGAACCCCCUGUGGUCUUCGAGUGGGAAUAAGGGCCAGCACUGGAACCAAGCCCGUGUGAACAUCAACCCCCCCACCUCAUUCCAGCUCAUCUUUGAAGGGAUCCGUGGCCCUGGCAUCGAAGGGGACAUUGCCAUUGACGACGUGUCCAUUGUGGAAGGGGAGUGCAUGAAGUCAGACCAACCGGCCAACAAUUUACGAUCAGGUGCUGUUGGGACAUUCUCACAUAUACGACUCCUCCCACUUCUCCUCCUCAUGUCUGUCUUAAGUCAUCAGAGGUGACCUUAUCCUGGCAGAGGCUACAAAAGAUUCACCAGGCACUGGCAUGAAGAAGAAAAGAGUCUUUGUAAAACGGACAUUUUAAAAACAAACUACCAAAGAUUCCUCCACUGAACUGACUCAAGAAAGUUAAAUAAGUACGUAAAUAAAUAAUUAAAAAAUGAACAGAACAAAACAAACAAACAAAAAAAGGUAAUUAAGAAAGCACUGGGGACAUAAAAGGCAUCACGAGCCACGUGUGAGGACGGGAUCUGGCCUAAGGAAAGAAGAGACCUUCAGGUGCUUUUGUGGUCAGUGAUGAAUUCAGCAUCAUCUGGUUGAACUCUCGGCGAAGAGCUAUAGAAACCCUUGUCAAAGCACAAAAAGUCAUGGCUGGUUUUGUUUCAAAUGAAUAGUUUGCUUGUUACCAUGGAAACCUAAUGGCCUGCCAAAAAAAAAACAAAAACAAAAA